UUUUUAAAUAAUAUGACAGAACAGAAAAUUGCUUGUACUAAUUUAAUGCCUCAUUUUAAGUUACAAUGUUUUCGAAAUGUUUAAAAAAAGUUCUAGUGCGAAAUGUACGAUUUUAUAGUGAUAAAAAAGUUGGUAUUUUAGGCAUACCAUUUGACCAGGGACAAACAAAAAAAGGUGUUGAUUCUGCACCAACUGCCAUUCGAAAUUAUGGACUUAUAAAUAAAUUAAAAACAAUUGAAAAUUUGGAUAUAAGAGAUUAUGGAGACAUAUCCUAUAAACCUGAAACAGUGAGUUUGAAACCAGUUCCCAAUAUGAAAAAUUUGGAUCAUGUUGCUGCAUGCACCAAAGAAGUAUCUAAAGCCGUAAAUGAAAUUAUAACUUCUGGACGAACAGCCAUAUCAUUGGGAGGCGAUCACGCUUGUUCUAUUGGUACUGUAGACGGUCAUAUCCAAGCAAAAGGAUCUAAUAAUGUUGCGGUGAUAUGGGUCGACGCUCAUGGAGAUUUAAAUACUAAUUAUACAUCAGAUACGGGAAAUGUUCAUGGAAUGCCUGUUGCAAUACUAGUCAAAGAAUUAGCGGAUUAUUGGCCAUAUUUGCCAGGAAUGGAUUGGCAAACACCAUUAAUGCCAGUACGUAACAUUGCAUAUAUCGGUUUAAGAUCCGUUGAUAAAUACGAACGUUUUAUUAUCGAAAAAUUUGGUAUUCCUGCAUUUGGAAUGGAGGAUAUUGAAAGAUUGGGUAUUAAUGUGGUUAUGCAAAUGGUAAUGGCAAAAAUAGAUCCAUAUAAUAACAAAUCCUUACAUGUGAGCUUUGAUAUCGAUUCAUUGGAUUCUUUGGAAGCGCCAAGCACUGGUACGUCUGUUCGUGGUGGUUUAACUUUAAGGGAAGGUGUGAGUCUAAUGGAAGCAUUCUAUAGAACUGGUAGAUUAAAUGGGAUAGAUUUGGUGGAAGUAAAUCCUGAUAUUGGCGAUAAAAAAGAUGUAAAAACGACUAUUGAUGCUGCUAUUUCAAUUUUAAUGGCCGGAUGUGGACAUUUUCGGUCAGGUAUUUUACCAAAAGUGGAAGAUUUGCCUAAACCGAAAUAAGUUAUAUUCCUGGAAAAUUUUGUGCCUAUCCUUUAAUAAUUUUAUAAUCCAAAACAUAAUGAUAAUUGGAGUUCUAGGAAUUUUUCACUGUUGAUUUUUUGGCAAAACUUAUGGAAACUUGCACGUAUUAAUUGACAAUGAAGUAUUAGAUCUAUUUUGGAUCCUUAAUAUAGAGAUUAUGUCUAAAGAA
Messenger RNA from Chrysoperla carnea, 1275 nucleotides. It is a transcript of the gene arg, whose product is annotated as arginase, hepatic. The record is from RefSeq and is a predicted model, not a curated record. Gene Ontology annotation, molecular function: manganese ion binding; arginase activity. Bases 66 to 1085 code for a protein of 339 amino acids. Gene Ontology annotation, cellular component: cytosol; nucleus; cytoplasm. The transcript has 2 exons. NCBI's taxonomy places the organism in Eukaryota, Metazoa, Arthropoda, Insecta, Neuroptera, Chrysopidae.